AUGCUCUUCGACGAAGAACGACUCCAAUGGGCAGACCUCCGCUUAGAACUGCAGGAUGCUUUAAAAAGGGACACUGAUCUACAAAAAGUAAAACUGUUGGAAAUCCACCGAAAGCGAGAUGAAGAUGCAUUGAGCCUGAAGCGGCAACUAGACGGCACAAAUAAUAAAUUGGAUGAUUUCAUCACAAGAGUGAAUAAUCAUGCCGAUGCCAUAGAUGACUUAAAAAUUGCUUUUGACACCGACAAGUUGCGCUGCUUAAAAAUCAGGGAAACACUGCAAAAGCGUUUAUCAGAUGCAAAUUUUGAAAACGAACAGGUGGAGCGCCUCAUCCAGGAGUGUUCCUCACUACACAUUUCGAAUCUCGUUACUUUGCAAGAACUGAAACACGCUUACGAGGAAGUGGAAGCUUCAAAAGAACAAUCCAGAUUAAGGCAAGAGGAAUUGAAAGCACGGAAAGAAAGACUGGGGCAGCUUCAAACACUUUUAUCAGAAGAGAAAGAAGUCAUACAGCAUUUGGAAGAUAAACUGAAGAUGGCAUCGGAAGAAGAAAGAAAGCUUUCUUUAGAAAUUGAUGCAGCGCAAGAAUACAUAGAAAGGUUGAACGAAGAAAUUGAAGAGACUCAAAUAAAAGCUAAGGGAUUUGUUUCUCGUGAGAAAGAGUUAGCAAAGGAGCUGGAAGAGAUUGAGCAGAAAUUUAAAGAACUGCAAAGCAUUUUUGUAACGCUGAAGGCGAGAAGCGAAGUUGUAAAUAGCGAAACGGGUAAAUGGAAUAAGAUAUAUUCGCAUCUGGAGUGGGACUAUAAUCAGAGACAGCUACAAAAGAUUAAGGAAAGAACUGUGAAGAAAGAAGAAUCUGAAGGGAAUAGUAAAGACAGUAGACAAGCAGCUAAAUCUGAGGUGGAAGGGAUAAAUGAAAGUCCAACUAGGUCAAUCAAGCGUCAGUUAAAAGCAGAUGGCAGGGAGAAUUUCAAUGAAACAUUUUCUACUAUUGUAUUUGACCCAGUUCAAGUAGUAGCUUCGACUCCAGCGGUUUCUCCUAAAAGGAAAAGCCCAAAGCGCAUUGACAAUGAACUGGGAAAAACCUUUUUCUUAGAGCCUGAAACUCUUCGAAAGUCUCCUACAGAAGCGGCUAAAAAAACGCAGCGGAAAAUGAGGACUUGUAAUAGAAGGACGAGGGCUUCAAGGAGAACGGUCACGAAAGCUGUGGGAGGAACAAGAUCCGCUAUAAAAGAAUCAAAGCGUGCGAUGUAUGAUAUGUUAGACAGCGAGUGA
Molecule: messenger RNA, 1272 nt
Organism: Enterobius vermicularis (human pinworm)
Lineage: Eukaryota; Metazoa; Nematoda; Chromadorea; Rhabditida; Oxyuridae
Source: the annotation of a GenBank genome assembly